AUGAGGUGUUGGUGUGGACCAGCGUCUUGUGGUCUUUGCUGUCGAUGUCUCCCACAGAUCAAUGAAUCAACAGGGACACGUUUUAUGUACACUUUAUUCCUUGUUAUUGGAUUUGUUGUCGCAUCACUCAUGUUGUCUCCACAGCUGGAGCAAGCAUUCAUUGAUAAUGUGCCAGGCUUCAAUGAAACAUGUGUUCAAUUAAUGGCGGGGGAGAACUGCAGUAAACUUACAGGGUAUAAAGCUGUGUAUCGCUUGUGUUUGGGAAUGGUGGCCUUCCAUUUUGUUUUGUGUCUACUCACCAUUUGUGUCGACUCUAGUUCCUACUGCCGUGGAGGUAUACACAAUGGGUACUGGUUUUGGAAGAUCCUGUUUUUCAUCGGUUGCCUUGUUGCUUCAUUCUUUAUGCCUCACACAUACAGACUUUAUUGGAUGUAUGUGGGGAUGGUUGGAGGUGUUAUUUUCAUCAUUUUCCAGCUGAUAUUACUGGUGGAUUUCUGUCAUUCUUGGCAUGCUAAAUGGGUUGGAACAAAAUCCGGUCAUAAAAGUACCUGUGGACGUUGUGGUACUUUGCUGUUUGCCGUCAUUUUCUAUUUGGCCAGCGUUGCUGCUGCUUUUUUGCUGUUUUGGAAUUAUACCACCUGGGAAGGGUGCCUUCAUAAUAAGAUAUUCAUAGGAGUCAACACAUCUCUCUGUAUUAUUUUAUCUGCAAUAACCAUUGUACCUGGUGUGGCAAGGUUCAACCCAAACACUGGGAUUCUGCAGGCCUCCGUCAUUACAUUCUACGUGAUGUACCUCACCUGGACUGCUUUGUCCAGCGAGCCACCUGAAGACAUUGUGGAGUUGGAAAAUACUGUCAAAGUGUUUUAUUCAAAACAAGUGGACAAAAAAAAGUCCGUCAAGGACAUGCCAAUUAACAUGGAUGGUCUAGAUGAUAUGCGUAACAUCCACAGUCUCUCCAUUACUAACGGUACUCAGUGUAGGCCUAUGCCUACAUUUGACCACAUGGAAAUGAUAUCGGCUUAUGCUGGCCUGUUAAUUAUGUUGGUUGUGGCCAUCUACUCAAGUUUACAAACAUCCAUUGCGUCCCACCGUCUUGGGGUGCGGAGAACUAGAGCGGCCGUGUCAGAGCGCUAUGAGUGCUGCUGCUGCUGUAGAGUAACAGGAAAAACAAACCAUUCAGAGAAAGGGGGACAGAGGGUGAAUUAUAAUGAAGCUGAGGCUACAACAUAUAAUUAUGCUUUCUUCCAUUUUGUAUUCUGCUUGGCGAGUUUAUAUGUUAUGAUGCAGCUCACCAAUUGGUACAGACCAGAGGAAUCAGAUUUGAACACAUUUGGACUGAAUUGGGCAGCAGUAUGGGUCAAAAUGGGCUCUAGUUGGGCUUGUGUUGUUAUAUACAUACUGACACUGUUCAGGCCAAAGUUUUGUCCUGGGCGAGAUCUAGCUUUUCGUAGAAAUGAAGAGAUUCAAGUGGACGGGGAAGGUGAUGCAAUGAGGAGGGAAACCACCAUAUAGGGUAGAGGUCAGUGGAAAUGUACAGGAUAUGUAAAUAUGUGUAAAUACAACAAAACAUACUGAUAUAUGUCUG
Molecule: messenger RNA, 1585 nt
Organism: Saccostrea echinata
Lineage: Eukaryota; Metazoa; Mollusca; Bivalvia; Ostreida; Ostreidae
Product: serine incorporator 5-like
Exons: 11
Coding region: 1-1512 (503 amino acids)
Cellular component (GO): membrane
Source: RefSeq, a predicted model, not a curated record